UCAGCCCCGCUUGGCGCCGGCGCAGUCGGUUCCCCCCCGCCUCCCGGAAGGACUCUUCGCUCCCAGCGGCCCCUGCGCGGUCCUUUCCGGCCGGUUCCCGGCAGGCACUGCUCAGAUGGCUCCUGCGAAGAAGGGUGUCGAGAAGAAGAAGGGACGCUCCGCCAUCAACGAGGUGGUCACUAGGGAAUAUACCAUCAACAUUCACAAGCGGAUCCAUGGCGUGGGUUUCAAGAAACGAGCACCGCGUGCUCUCAAGGAAAUCCGUAAAUUUGCGAUGAAGGAGAUGGGUACUCCUGAUGUUCGCAUUGACACCAGAUUGAACAAAGCAGUCUGGGCUAAAGGAAUAAGGAAUGUCCCUUACCGUAUCCGUGUGCGCUUGUCCAGAAAGCGCAAUGAGGAUGAAGAUUCACCAAACAAGCUCUACACACUGGUUACCUACGUACCAGUCACAACAUUCAAAGGUCUACAGACAGUCAAUGUGGAUGAAAAUUAAACUGAUUUUCAUUACAAUAAAAGGAUAAAAAGAAA
Molecule: messenger RNA, 528 nt
Organism: Tyto alba (common barn owl)
Lineage: Eukaryota; Metazoa; Chordata; Aves; Strigiformes; Tytonidae
Gene: RPL31
Product: ribosomal protein L31
Exons: 5
Coding region: 116-493 (125 amino acids)
Biological process (GO): cytoplasmic translation
Cellular component (GO): ribosome; cytosolic large ribosomal subunit
Molecular function (GO): structural constituent of ribosome
Source: RefSeq, a predicted model, not a curated record